This is a messenger RNA of Ectocarpus siliculosus, 4143 nucleotides long. Lineage: Eukaryota; Phaeophyceae; Ectocarpales; Ectocarpaceae. The record is from the annotation of a GenBank genome assembly.
AUGAUCAACAUCAACACCACACCACCAACAACAACAUCACCAAGGGCCCACCUCGACAACGCCGGCGUGGUGAACCUCGGCGAGUUCGCCACACUCUUAGUGGGGGGGGGCGACAAUGUUUUCGCGGGAAACGAGUGCGGCCAGAACGGUGCGGUGUUCGGAGCCACCACCGACACAGCAAUCGUCAUCGAGGGGGGAACCUUCUUCGGCAACAAGGCUGCGGAUGGUGGCGGCGUGAUCUGGACCAAGGGUGACGUGACCAUCCUCGGGGGGAAUUUUUCGGGGAACGAUGGGGCGGAAGCGGGAGGAGUAGUGCUCGCUUCAGAGGAAAGUACAAUCAUUAUUGCAGGUGGUCUCUUCCAGGGUAAUGAGGCGUUGGACGGAGGCGUGGUGUUCGUGAGCGAGGGGGCGGCGGUGGCAGUAGAAGGAGGCGUGUUCGACUCUAACCAUGCUGGUAACGGUGGUGGCGCCUUCGCAGCGGAGGAAGACGGACACAUAGACAUCACGCAAGGAACUUUCACCAAUAACGAGGCCGACUUCGGGGGGUUUCUGUACAAGGAGGGGCCGGGAAACGCCUCCUGCACGGGUGCGAGCGUCGCGGGGCACCGCGGCGUCGACGGGGGUGCCGUAUAUGCCGUCGAGGGGGCCAAGCUGGAAUGGGGGUGCGACCUGGUGAACAACUCUGCACUCGCGGGACCUGCCAUCUACGCUCGGGACAAUGCGGAGGUGGUCCUCCGUGGGGUAGAGCUUUGCGACAACGUCGUGGCUCGCGGGAGCGUCGUCUUCGUCGUUUCCAGCAACCUCACCACCUACCAGACGGUUUUCACUGACACCGCGGGUUCUCCUGACCUGUCUGCGGUGCAAGCGGACGAGGACUCUAGCUACAAGGCUGAGGACACUUCGUUCGUUGGCUUCGCCGGAAGGGCGGUGGUCUUCAGCGAAGGGACUUUGUAUCUCGACGAGUGCAACUUCAGCGGCAGCACUGCCUCGGUUCUGGUGUACUCGGAAGGGGAUUCGACCACCGUCGUGCGGAAUGCCGUCCUGGGGGACAACAACUAUUUCGACGUCGCGAAGGCGGCUUCGACGGCCAACGAGAUACCUACGGCCCACUCGCUGAUCAACGUGAAUGUCACUUGCGACGGAUGGAUGCCGUUCUCGUCGACCUCUCCCUGCAGCGAGGGGUCCCCGUGUAUCGACGGCGAUCUCGGGGUGUACUGCCAGUGCUACACGCGGGAGUCUUCCAUAGCAGAGGGUUCCCCCUCCGAGACGUGCGUCACGGGAGACCCGGGGCUGCUUAACCUCACAGUGCUGUCGGAACCCGCCGACGCCGUCUACCCUACCAUGCUCGACGGAGAACUCCUCGCUACCCUUAAUGACGAUGAAACGGUCACCACCAGCAGCAGUACAGGGGGCUCCGGGGUAGCCGUGUCGGGGGGGGCGGGAACGGAAGGUGGCGUGAUUUGGAACGUUUCGGCGUUGCCGUUUUCUUUGGGGGAAGGGUCGAUGGAGUGGACGGUGUUUCCGUCGACCGGUCUGCUGCUCCCGGGGCGGAGCAUCACACUCCACGUGGUGACCCUCCCCAGCGAAGACUUCAACGGAGAGGCCACCGUGAGCUUCCAGGCGGACGGGAUGUCCCCUCCCGCUUCUCCUGCCGCCGAGGCCGCCGCUGCUGUUGUCAUCCAGACCACUUCAUUGGCGGAUGAUGGGGAGGAGGACACCGCCGCUGCUUCCUUCGACGUGUCCUUCUUCCACUGCUUAGAGGGGACAUACUGGAACAACGAGUGCGAUACCGGAGGCGACUCCGACUCUUGCUGCGAGCUGUGCACUGAUCUCGAUGGAGACGAAGAUGGGGUGGACUGUGAGGACAUGGGCGCGACGACCCGAACUCUCCCAGUCCAGUCGGGGUACUGGCGAGCUUCGCUGGAUUCCGUCUACAUCCGCCAGUGCUUCAACGAGGAUGCCUGCCGGGGUGGAAGCAUCGUCGCCAGCGAGCAGGAGUACUGCAACGCCGGCUACGAGGGGCCCCAGUGCGCCGUGUGUGCCUCGGGGUAUGGCAGGGGGGUGGCCAACGCAUGCCACCUGUGCACGGCCAGCUUCAAGGGGGGUAUGUACUUCGUGCUUGCUGUUGCGUCGCUGCUGACGCUCUUCGUGGUCGCACUGCUUGCGGUGUACCUGGUGGGAGGCAGGGGCGCGGUGUCAAACACUAUGACCAACACCCGGGAAUCGGUCAGGAUGCUACAGAAGCGCGGCUCCGGCCUGCUCCGCUCGGAGGGGACGACCCGCCGCUUCGACUUCAGCGCCAGCGGGGGAUGGAGCAGCUGGCAGCACCCCACUAAGGGCGGCGACCCUCUCAAGAGCGUUGGCGAGGAGAGCGAUGGCGGCGAAAGUGGCGGAAGCGGCCGGUUCAUGGGGGCAUGGGGCCGCCGGAUGAGCGCCAGCAUCGGGGUCCCCAUGCGCGGCGCUGCUAUUACAUGCGCUGCUGCGGCUACAGGCCCAUCGAGCUCGGUCAACGACAGUAAGGGCGCCGGGAACAAGCUGGACUCUGCCGGCACCAUGGGAGCCGACUUUCUUCCUCUUGCUCGCAGCCGUGCCGCCGCCGCCGCGGCUGGGGGCACUGCAGCCGGUGGAAUCCUUGUGCCCCCCACCAUGCGGCGGGCCGACAACGAAGAGGAGGGGGACGUGAGCAACAACACGGCGGGGAGCAGCAGCAGCGGCCGCGGCCUACAACCCUCUGCCGCGCCGGCCGUGCGGGGCCCCCGCGGCGACGGGAAGGGGGCACGAGGAGGGCAGCAGCAAGGAAUGGGUGGCGGCGACAGGAAGAAGAAGACGGCCGCCGCUAGGAUCGGGGAGAUGCUGGCGCGUCUGCCCCUGUCCAAGCUCAAGAUCGUCGUAGUCGUGUGGCAGAUAUCGAACGCGUUUGCGGAGGUCACGAAGGUGCCGUUCCCCCCGGUAUACGAGAAAUUCCUGUCCAUCAUUGGGAUAUUUUCGUUCGACCUUGGCUGGAUGAUCUCGGCGGCGUGCCUGACCGCGGGCAUCGACUUCUACGACAAGCUUCUGAUCGUCACCAUUGGACCCGUGGGCCUUCUCCUCCUGCUCGGCUUCACCUUCUACCUCGGCGCCCGGCCCGUCCGCACGGGGAGGGUAAUCGAUAUGAGCUUCCGCAACAACACCAGCACCAGCGUCAGCUCGGCCACCGCCGCCACGCUCGCAGCCUACGACAGCGGCAUCAGCGGAAGCGUGAGACCCCGAGCAGGAGCGAGCGAUUCUGCGCGUGGGACCGCUUCCACUACCGCCUCCGCUAGACGGGGGAAGGGGGCUUCGCGUUCUGCGAUGGCAGCGGCGGCGGCGGCGGAGAGGGCACGGCAGGGGAGGGCGAGGCCGUCUGCUAGGAGGGUCUGGAGGAACGGCCCCGGUGACGAGUCGGACAUUGAGCAGAACCACCUGUGGGAGCUGUUCGCCAGGCACACCACCAUGAUGCUGAUUAUCCUGUACCUUGUGUACACACAGGUUUCCACGGUGGUGUUCCAAGCGUUUGCUUGCGAAGACUUCCCCGAGAUCGGCAAGAGCUUCCUUCGAGCGGACUUCCGGAUAGAGUGCGACACGCCCAAGCACGACAACUACAAGACUUACGCCGCCGCCAUGAUUUGCAUCUAUCCUCUCGGUAUCCCCGCAGCCUUCUGCUACUUCCUCACGAGGCAGAUGUCCCGCAUCAACCCACCCACGGACAAGGGGCUGAAGAACCAACGGGGGCGCAAACAUGUUGUUACCGAGAAGAUGAAUCAGAGGAGGACUGACCGAGCAAUUGCGCCGACUUCUUUCCUGUGGAACGCCUACUACCCGAACCGAUACUACUACGAGGUUUUCGAGUGCUUGCGGCGUCUACUGCUGACGGGGCUGCUGGUGUUCCUCGCGCCUGACACGCCGGGACAGGUGGCCUUCGGUUGCGUCUUCGCCUUCCUUAGCCUGUUGGUGUUUGAACUCCUUCGGCCACACACGGACCACCUCGACAUGCAGCUCUACCGUACGGUGAGAAUGAACAAGAACCUCCUUCGAAAGAACCUCCUUCCUCGCUCCUCGCUCCUCGCUCUCGUGCAAAGAGUGUGUACGUGUGUGUAUGUCCCGUCUUCUUUGGGGCCGGUCUAG